AUGUUGGAGCAGUUCAUGAAGAACAGCAGCCCAUGGAAAGGACUCAAGUUGGAGAAGUUUGUGGAGAACUGUCUCCUGUGGGAGGAACCCCAAACUGGAGCAGGAGAGUGUGAUGUUGAUGACUUCAACUUAGAAGAUGCACUUGAUGUCCCCAAGCGAGCUCCACCAACAAAACCUAAAGAUGCUGAUAACCCCAGGCGUGGUCCAUCUGCUCGUCCUAAAGACUCUGGUGGGUUUGAUGAUUCAGAUCUAUACGAUGGCAGUUUACCAAAAGGAGAGGACAACAGUGGCAACAAUGCUUCUCAGGGAGCGAUAGCUGGAAUUGUAAGUGCUGUUUUUGCUACUGUACUUGGAACAGUAUCUAGUUUCAUUGCUUACCAGAAGAAGAAGCUCUGUUUCAAACAAAGCGGUCAACGUGAUUUUGAUUUAGCUGAUGCUCUUGAUCACCCAGGGGACAUAAUUACCAGGAAGCCUACAGUAAUCAGAAGACCGACACGGCCUGUACUGAACAACGAUCUGCAUUUAGGAGACGCUCUUGGUGGAGGUGACAUCUCAAGAAAACCUUUAUACCCACCUCUUCCACCACGACCUGGAACCUACAGCAAUUCUGGAGGUUUUGCUGACUCAGACCUCCUUGAUGGGAAGCCUUUACCACCUCACAUAGCAGGAGAAGAGGAGCAUAAUUUCAAUCAUGGAGGAAACACAGAUUCAGGAUUAAUAGCUGGCGUUACAUCUCCUAUAAUAUCUGCUUUCGUAAUACUAGUCGUUGGAUCCAUAGCAGCCUACUCUGCCUACAAGAACAAAAAACUUUGUUUCAAACCACAGG
Apaloderma vittatum (bar-tailed trogon) is the source of this 826-nucleotide messenger RNA. RefSeq names its product CD99 antigen-like protein 2. The annotation marks the transcript as partial. Gene Ontology annotation, biological process: positive regulation of neutrophil extravasation; T cell extravasation; homotypic cell-cell adhesion. The record is from RefSeq and is a predicted model, not a curated record. Lineage: Eukaryota; Metazoa; Chordata; Aves; Trogoniformes; Trogonidae. The transcript is spliced from 13 exons.